GGGGAUGCUGGCGGAGGCCGCUACCAGUGCGGUGUAUCUGGGCCCCGCUCCCGCUCCCGGUGCUGCGCACUUGCCAGCGGGGCCAGGGAGGCGGCGCAGGCCAGCGGGGAGGGGGCACCCGAAGUGGGUUUCUGGCAGCCACCAUCGCUGGCACAGGACGCAGAGGGUGGCGCACGGUGAACUCCGCGCCCAGGCACCGCACGGGGCUGCCUCUGGCUCUGCGGCUCUGCCCCAGCCCAGAAAACCGGCGCCUUCCAGGCCCUUCGAAAGAUGGAUUCUGUUGACGUAUCUGGCGGCCCUGGCAAGCCGGGUGGAAAGUUGGGUUUUGCCAGAUCGCGUUGGGCUCGCCUUUGUGACGCUUGGCCAGCCCCGCAUCCUCCCGGAGCCGGGUUGAGUGGCAUCAAAGGUGAGUGAUGGAUGAUCUGCAGUCACAGAACCUCUCCAUGGACAUGACCAACUCCUCUCCUGCCUUGGCCAAUAACAGACUGGAGAAUGGUAUGGCCCAGCUGAUCACCACAGAGGCCUGGAACAUCAACUCCACAGACCUGGUAAAGAAGGCGCUGGUGACGGUGCCGGCCCCAUCCAUUCUGAACCCCCCAGCUGAGUCCCAGAGCGGCAUGGCUCUAAAAGUGGCGGCCACCGUGUUGCAGCCCCUUUGCCUUGGGGAGAGCCCGGUGGUGAUGCCCAUUCACAUGCAGGUGGAGGGAAGCUCUGCACCUGAGCUCAACCCUAAUGGCAAUGCCACCUAUGUUAUGACCACACAGGGCCCUGUGCAGCUGCCCGUGGUGCUGGAGCAGCAUGUCUUUCAGCACCUCAACUCCCCUCUGGUCCUGCCACAGGAGGCCCCAUGCUCCUCCAGUGCCAUCCACAACAACCUCUUCCAGGCAGCCGAGGACCCCGAGGCCCAGCCCCAGCUCCUGGACUUGCGUAUCCCCAGCCAGCCACAGGAGCCCACAUUGCCAUUUGAAGCUGUGCUCCAGAAUUUGUUUCCCUCACAGAGCACUCUGGGCUCCCCACCCUGUCAGCCUCCUCCUGGAUAUGCCCCUGUGCCCCCCCAGCCCUUUAACUCCCCCUUGUCCCCCCUGGUCCCGCCAGCCACCCUCUUGGUGCCCUACCCUGUGAUUGUCCCCUUGCCUGUACCCAUCCCCAUUCCCAUCCCCAUCCCAGUGCCUCAGAGUUCUGAGUCCAAGUUCAGCCCCAGUUUAUCCAAGCCGCCAUCUUCCUUUGGCCUACACCCCUUUAAAGGCACUCAGACCCCUCUGGAGAAGGAGGAACUGAAGCCCUUUGACAUCCUCCAGCCCAAGGAGUAUUUCCAGCUCAACCGCCACACAGUCAUCAAGAUGGGGAGUGAGAAUGAGGCCCUGGAUCUCUCCAUGAAGUCAGUGCCCUGGCUCAAGGCUGGCGCAGUCAGUCCCCCAAUCUGCCAGGAGGAUGCAGCCCUAGACCUGUCUCUGGCAACCCACCGGAAGUCUGAGCCUCCCCCUGAGACUCUGUAUAAUAGCAGCAAGUCAGUGGACAGCUCAUGUCACAAGGUGCAGGAGAAACUGCACAGAGACAUGGAGGUGCCCUUUGCCCCUGCCACACCCCACGAAGCCUCAGCCAUGAUAGAUAGCCACCUGGGCAGCAGUGACACCACCCAGCCUUUCAGCCAGCCCAGCCAGUCCAACAGCGAGGUCAAGGCUGAAAAUAACAUUGAGAUGGUGAGCAACUCCCAGGCGGCCAAGGUGAUUGUCUCGGUGGAAGAUGCCAUGCCUACUAUCUUCUGUGGCAAGAUCAAAGGCCUCUCGGGCGUGUCCACCAAAAACUUCUCCUUUAAAAGAGAAGAUUCCGUAUUUCAGGGCUACGACAUCAACAGUCAAGGAGAAGAGUCCAUGGGAAACACAGAGCCCCUUAGGAAACCUGUCAAAAGCCGGAGCAUAAAAUUCAAGAAAAUGAAUUCCCAGGAAAUACACAUGCUCCCGAUCAAAAAACAACGGCUGGCCACCUUUUUUCCAAGAAAGUAAAUAAUGUGCGUGUGUGGUGUUUUUUUUUUUUAAUUUUAUGAUUAUAAUAUGGAGAAAGGUGCAUUGGUUUUAUAAAAAGGCAUUUAAAACAAAUUAUCUUUGUUAAUUAUUUUGGGGGGUAAUUCGGAAGCAGGAAGGCGAAUUGGCUCUAGAGGCCCUGUAAGCUAGCAUCAUUUUAUUUUUUUUUUAUUUUUGACUUUUCACAAAUGAGUAAAUAAGAGCAACCUAUUUUUCAAGCAAAUUGCACAUUUUUUGCAGCUUUAAUGGAAUAUUGGGUGAAUCAGAAGGGUAAAAAAGCUAUUUUCAUUGCCACAAAGUGCUUUGAUGAUGUAAUACCUAAUAAAGGGUAGGCUGAAUAUUUCACAAUAAAUGUUUGUUUGCACUAA
Molecule: messenger RNA, 2389 nt
Organism: Myotis daubentonii (Daubenton's bat)
Lineage: Eukaryota; Metazoa; Chordata; Mammalia; Chiroptera; Vespertilionidae
Gene: RAI2
Product: retinoic acid induced 2
Biological process (GO): animal organ development
Cellular component (GO): nucleus
Source: RefSeq, a predicted model, not a curated record